GGAUUGAGAAAGCUUUGUCUCGCCCUGGCCCAGAUGUGGUUAUCUGUGAUGAGGGACACCGGAUAAAGAACUGCCACGCCAGCACUUCGCAGGCCCUGAAGAACAUCCGCUCCCGCCGGCGCGUGGUGCUGACGGGCUACCCGCUCCAGAACAACCUCAUUGAGUACUGGUGCAUGGUAGACUUUGUCCGACCCGACUUUCUAGGCUCACGGCAGGAAUUCAGCAACAUGUUUGAGCGCCCUAUCCUGAACGGGCAGUGUAUUGACAGCACCCCUCAAGAUGUCCGGCUCAUGAGGUAUCGCAGUCACGUCCUGCAUAGCCUGCUGGAGGGCUUUGUGCAGCGGCGAGGCCAUAACGUGCUGAAGGUUCAGCUGCCAUCUAAGGAAGAACAUGUCAUUUUGGUGCGUCUUUCGAAGAUCCAGCGGGCCCUUUAUACGGAGUUCAUGAACCGGUUCCGAGAUGCAGGCAACAGUGGCUGGUUGGGCCUGAACCCACUCAAAGCUUUCUGUGUCUGUUGUAAGAUCUGGAACCAUCCAGAUGUGUUGUAUGAAGCUCUGCAAAAGGAGAAUCUGGCGAACGAGCAAGAUUUGGAUGUGGAUGACCUUGGCACAGCAAGUACCAAUUCCCGCUGCCAGCCUCACGGAAUUAAAGUCAAAACAGAGAGUAAUGCUUUGGCAUCACCAGUUGGAGAAGCUACUAACAGCAAGUUCCUCCAGAGCGUUGGCUUCAACCCCUUUCAGGAGAGAGCAAAUCAGGUCGUUACGUAUGAGUGGGCCAAAGACAUCUUGUGUGAUUACCAGACGGGAGUCUUGGAGAACUCACCCAAGAUGGUGUUACUGUUCCACUUAAUUGAGGAAAGUGUGAAGCUUGGAGACAAGAUCUUGGUCUUCAGCCAGAGCUUGUCCACGUUAUCUGUCAUUGAAGAGUUUUUGGCAAAGAGACCGAUGCCGAGUCCUCCAGGCUCAGAUGGAGGAGUUCACAGCUGGGUCCGAAACAUCAGCUACUACAGACUGGAUGGCAGCACCUCUGCCUUGGAAAGGGAACGACUGAUUAACCAGUUCAAUGACCCCAGCAACACCUCUGUUUGGCUCUUCCUGUUGUCCACACGCGCUGGGUGUUUGGGUGUCAACCUCAUUGGAGCAAACAGAGUGGUGGUGUUUGAUGCUUCUUGGAACCCGUGCCACGACGCCCAGGCCGUGUGCCGCGUGUACCGCUACGGGCAGAAGAAGCCAUGCCACAUCUACAGAUUGGUUUCUGAUUACACCCUUGAGAAGAAGAUCUAUGACCGGCAGAUCUCCAAGCAGGGCAUGUCAGAUCGGGUGGUGGAUGAUCUGAACCCAGUGCUGAACUUCACCCGGCGGGAGGUAGAGAACCUGCUGCAUUUUGUGGAAGAGGAAUCCGACCCUGCUCAGCUCUCCCUCAAUCCAAGCAAGAUGAAGGAGUCUGUUCUACAAUUAGCCUGUCUCAAGUAUCCUCACCUCAUCACCAAGGAGCCUUUUCAGCAUGAGUCACUGCUGAUCGACCGGAAGGAGCACAAGCUGACCAAGGCAGAGAAGAAAGCAGCCAAGAAAAGCUAUGAGGAGGAAAAGCGAGCAUCCGUCCCCUACACCCGGCCGUCCUACGCACAGUAUUACCCAGCCAGUGACCAGAGUCUGACGAGCAUCCCUGCCUUUAGCCAGAGAAACUGGCGACCAGCCCUCAAGGGUGAGGACAAGCCGGUGGCAAGCGUCCGCCCAGUUCAAUCCACCCCCAUUCCUAUGAUGCCCCGGCACGUCCCCAUGGGCAGCGCAGGAUCGACCUCAAGUUCCAACCCCGCUGUCAACUUCCCCAUCAACUACCUACAGCGAGCUGGUGUCUUUGUGCAGAAGAUUGUCACCACCACAGAUAUUGUGAUUCCGGGUACAAACACAUCCACUGACGUACAGGCAAGAAUCAGUGCUGGCGAGAGCAUCCACAUCAUCCGAGGGACAAAAGGGACGUACAUCCGGACCAGCGAUGGCCGUAUCUUUGCUAUCCGGACCACUGGGAAGCCGAAGGGCAAUGAAGAUCGUCGAGCAGCUGCCUCAGGCUCCCAGAGCUCUUCGCUGGAGUCCACAAGCAAUGGCAGACACAGUGCCUCAUCACCGCAGCUCCCCAGCGCAGGGGAGCUCACUCGGCCCAUAUCCCCCGACAGCCCUGAGAUCAUCAGCGAGCUGCAGCAGUACGCAGAGGCAGCGGCCGCCCGGGAGUCCCGGCACAGCUCUCCCAGCACCAACGCGGCGCAAGGCCACCCCGCCUGCGUGGACAACGUGCCUGGCUUAGCAGCCCGAGGAGCCGAGCAGCGCGUGGGGAUUCACUGCAUGGCUCCCUCCGUGUCUUCAGCCCUGCCGGCCCCCAGCCAGCAGAUGGAUGCCCACUCGGUGUUGGACUUACGUGGCAACAAGCGCAAGUCGACCUCGCCGUCGGCUCCGGAGGAGCAAGCCCGCAGGCAGCAGAAGAAGCGCCAGCUGCCAUCAUCCGCGCAGCCGUACGAACACGGGUACCCUGUCUCUGGUGGGUUCACCAUGCCUCCUGUCUCUUUAAACCACAACCUAACCCAUCCGUUUGCCUCCCAACCAGGAAACUCCUUGUACAUGGGCACUGGCUCCUCUUAUUACCAGCUGCCCAAUUUACUCCCAGACCCUCAUCUGGUGUUCCCUGUGACUACUGACCCUCUGCUGACAGCCGGCACCGCCAGCUCUUCUGCUGCUACCUCAGCCACCGCCAGCGUCCCCUCAUUCAUGCUAAACCCUUCUCUGACGGGGGUGCUGCCCAAUUACUCGCUUCCCUUCACGCAGUCACUCCUGCCCGAGCCCAGGAUGUUUGCUCCUUUCCCAGCCCCUGUCUUGCCUAGCAGCCUUCCCAGGAGCAUGGCGUCUGCCUACCCUGGCUACAUGUCCCCUCACUCGGGCUACCCGGCCGGGGGCCUCCUUCGGUCCCAGGUGCCUCAGUUUGAACCCCAGGAUGUCCCAGAGGUGGGAUGCAGCUCUAAUGAUGAGGACAAAGACGACGAUGUUAUAGAGAUCACAGGGAAAUAACGAGCCCAGCUCCUGCUUGGUGUCAGCUCUGCCGGGAGGCAGAAGUUGCAGAACCAUUUUG
Mesitornis unicolor (brown roatelo) is the source of this 3117-nucleotide messenger RNA. RefSeq names its product RAD54-like 2 (S. cerevisiae) (gene RAD54L2). The annotation marks the transcript as partial. Gene Ontology annotation, molecular function: ATP-dependent chromatin remodeler activity; ATP hydrolysis activity; ATP binding. The record is from RefSeq and is a predicted model, not a curated record. NCBI's taxonomy places the organism in Eukaryota, Metazoa, Chordata, Aves, Mesitornithiformes, Mesitornithidae. The transcript has 13 exons. Gene Ontology annotation, cellular component: nucleus.